Phoenix dactylifera (date palm) is the source of this 5477-nucleotide messenger RNA. It is a transcript of the gene NRPD1A, whose product is annotated as nuclear RNA polymerase D1A. The record is from RefSeq and is a predicted model, not a curated record. Gene Ontology annotation, molecular function: DNA-directed RNA polymerase activity; DNA binding. Gene Ontology annotation, biological process: DNA-templated transcription. Lineage: Eukaryota; Viridiplantae; Streptophyta; Magnoliopsida; Arecales; Arecaceae.
GAGAGAGAGAGAGAGAAGAUGAGAAACCGGCGGCGUGUUCUCUAAUCGCUGCUGUCUCCCUAUUCUCCUUCUCCUCCUCUUCUAUUCUUUAGCGCUCGCAGAGGUGGGGGGAGUUCGGUUUUCUCCUCUCGUCUCUCUCGUUGUUUUGUUUGUUUAAUCUCUCCCUGCUUGCUCUGUUUUUUUUUUUGUUUUCUUCUGCUGGCUUGUGUCCACCUCGCCCUUCCCUCGGAAACUCCAUUCUUUUCUGCAUAAAAGGGCGUUUGGGGUCUAGUGUAUGUUGCCCUGCCCCUUUGUAACGCCUCGGGUCAAGAAAGGAGAGCCUUUUGGGUUUUUGCUGGCAAGCAAAACAUUUGGAUACUAAGCAUGGCUAGCGACCAGAUUAUUGAGCUGAUGGCACCAUCUGGGCUCUUAACUGGCAUAGAGUUUGACAUAUUGACUGAUGAUGAUAUAGAAAAAAUAUGUCAUGUCAACAUUGUAGAGAGCAAUGAUGUGACUAAUGCUAAAUUGGGCUUGCCAAAUGCAUCUUCUCGUUGUCAAACAUGUGGUUCCAAAAACACAAGAGAUUGUGAGGGUCAUGUUGGAUUGAUUAAACUACCAAGAACAAUUUAUCAUCCAUAUUUUGUAACAGAAGUCAUUCAAAUUCUGAACCAGAUCUGUCCUGGUUGCAUGUCCAUUAAGGGAGACCUACAAAUGAAGGAUUCAUUUGAUUUAGAAACUUGGGAGAAAUCCAUUGGAGAAGAUCACAUUUCAGAGGCUUUUGGCAAAACCAUCGCUGCUCUCAGGAGAAAGUUUUUGAAGUUAUGCAAGUCCAAAGUGUUAUUUUCUCCUCAAAGUGUUCUAGAUCAUGCCAGAAAAUUCUACUUGAAGAAAAGUUUGGAGGUUGGAAAGAAAUGGGCGAAAACGGAUGCUCAAGCAACUUGUAAAUAUUGUGCUAGGAAUGCAACUGAUUGGUACCCUGCUGUGAAGUUUAAGUUACUUUCCAAGGACAUGUUAGGGAAGAAAAGCCUUUCAGUAAUAGCAGAAGUUAAUGACAAGCUACCAAAGAAAUUUCAAAAUAAAAGUCUGGGCGAUGUACUGCCUCAAGACUUUUGGAGCUUUGUCCCUACAUUUUCGCAGCAGCAAGAAUCAAAUGCUAACAGGAUCACUGUGUCACCAUAUCAGGCAUUUUGCUUAUUGAAAGAACUUGAUCCAGAAUUCAUUAAACAGUUUGCAUUAAGGCGUGAUGUGCUAUUUCUUUCUUAUCUUCCAGUAUCUCCAAAUUGCCAUCGUGUGGUGGAAACAUCACAUGUGCAUGCUGAUGGUCCGCAAUUAUCUUUUGAUCAAAGCACAAAAGCUUAUAAAAGGCUAGUUGACAUAAGCAGGAAGAUUGACGAGUUUAGGCAGCAUCAGCAGUUUGUUCCUCUUGCAACAUCAUUUAUUACAAGUCGAGUGCUGGACUGCCUAAAUGUGUCUAAGCUACGUGCUCGUAAUUCUUCAAAUGGAGAUUCUUCUUGUUUAUCUGGAUUGAAAUGGCUGAAAGAAGUUGUUCUUAGCAAGAGGUCAGACAACGUAUUCCGCAUGACCAUGGUUGGCGAUCCAAAAAUAAAAUUGGGUCAAAUAGGCAUUCCGUUUGACAUAUCUCAAAAUAUGUAUAUCAGUGAGCAUGUUAAUACCUACAAUUUGGAAAAGCUAAACAUGAGUUGCAAUCUGCAUCUGCUUACAAAGGAAGAACUCCAUUCUAGGAGCAAGGGCCAACUAACUUCUGUAAGAAAAUCAAAUCAGCUUCAAGUUGGUGAUACAAUUUAUAGACCCUUGGAAAAUGAUGAUCUCAUUUUGGUAAACAGGCCUCCAUCUGUGCAUCAACAUUCCUUAAUUGCAUUGUCAGUAAAGAUCCUACCAAUUCAAUCUGUUGUUUCAAUAAACCCUUUAUGCUGUGCUCCUUUAUUGGGAGAUUUUGAUGGAGACUGCCUCCAUGGAUAUGUACCACAGUCUGUCCAUUGUAGAGUGGAGCUUGGGGAGCUAGUUAGUUUAGACCACCAGUUGUUAAAUGCACAAGAUGGUCGAAGCCUGGUUUCCUUAAGCCAUGAUAGCUUAACUGCUGCACAUUUGCUAACAAACAGCAUAGUCUUUUUGAACAAGUUUGAGAUGCAGCAGUUCGAAAUGCUUUGUCCUUCACAGUCACCAUCUCCUUCGAUUAUUAAAGCUCCAACCACUCGGUCUCCUCUCUGGACUGGCCAGCAAUUAUUCAGCAUGCUUCUUCCACCUACCAUGGAUUUCAGCAUGGGUUCAAAUAAGAUUCCAAUCAGCAAGGGUGAAGUUCUUUCAACUUCUGGAGCAUCCUUUUGGCUACAGAAUACUACUUCUAGUAUAUUUUCUAGCAUGUUCAAAUGUUAUGGCAGAAAAGCUCUUGACUUUCUUUUUUCUGCUCAGGAAGUUCUAUGUGAAUAUCUAACAACAAGAGGAUUAAGUGUUUCUUUAGGUGAUGUUUACUUGUCUUCAGACUUAUAUUCCCGAAGGAAGAUGACUGAUGAAGUAUGCUAUGGGUUGGAAGAGGCAGAAGAUGCCUGCCAUAUUAAACAGCUAAUGUUGGACCCCGAGAUGGAGUUUCUUUUGAAGAGUCAUGAUGGAACUUGCAGGAAUCCGUACAAUUAUGCAAGAAACCAAAAACACAUAAGCCAGUUUUCUAUUGCUGCAUUUAGGGAUGUCUUUUACGAUCUUCAAAAUGUAAUACAUCAAUAUAUAAGCAGGGAUAAUUCAAUGUUGGCUAUGAUUCAUGCAGGAAGCAAGGGCAGCUUGUCAAAAUUAGUCCAGCAAGGGGCAUGCCUAGGUCUACAACUUCCAGCAAGUCCAUUGCCUUUUAGAAUUCCUCGGAGGCUUUCUUGUGUUUCAUUGAAUGCUCAGAAGAAAUUGGAGUAUGGGAUACCUCAGGAUGUGGUUGAAUGUGUCCGGGGGCAGAAUUCUUAUGCUGUGGUUAAAGCUUCUUUUCUGGAUGGUCUGAACCCAUUAGAAUGUUUUGUGCAUGCAAUAACAGGUCGAUCCAAUAUGUUUAGUGAGAAUGCAGAACUUCCGGGGAUGUUGACUAGGAAGCUAAUGUUUUACAUGAGAGAUUUGUAUGCUGCUUAUGAUGGAACAGUUAGAAGUACUUAUGGACAACAACUUGUGCAAUUUUCUUAUAAUAUACCUGGGGAAUCAUCCAGUGAACAAGGCGAUUCUUGUACAAUGAAUGGUGAAAAAGAUGCUGAAAAUAAUAGGCUAGGUGGUCAACCAGUUGGUUCAUGGGCUUCUUGUGCCAUUUCAGAAGCAGCAUAUGGAGCUCUAGAUCACCCGAUGAAUAGUCUGGAAGCUUCUCCUUUAUUGAACUUAAAGAAGGUGUUAGAAUGUGGUAAGAGUAGAGCAUCUGUGGAUAAAUCUGCAUCUAUCUUCCUGUCGAAGGGACUUAAAAAACAACGAUAUGGUUUUGAGUAUGGAGCAUUGGAAGUUAAGAAUCAUCUUGACAGAGUUCUCUUUUCUGAUUUGGUUACCACCGUCUUGAUUUUUUAUGCUGGGCUUGAUGUUCAAGGGACAAAGUUCAGCCCAUGGAUUACACAUUUUCACGUGAGCAAGGAAAGGAUGAUGAGGAAAAGAUUAAGAGUACAGACCAUUAUAGAUCAGCUUUCCGCAAACUAUAAUUUUGUGAGAGAAACUGUUGGAACAGAGCUUCCAGGACUGCGUAUUACAAGCAAGGAUUGUUCGUUAAUCGAUAUCCAGAAUGAACAUGAUGAGACAUUUUGUAUUAUGGUUUUGGUUGAUACUCCCGAGUCGGAAAUACAAUUGGACACCAUAAGAGAUGUGCUUGUACCACUUCUUCUUGAGACACUCGUAAAAGGAUUUUGGGAAUUCAAGAAAGUGGAAAUACUGUGUGAUAUUCAGCCCGAUUCGCUUGAUGAACUUUUUCUGAGAGUUUCCAUGUCUGAGAAAUGUUUGCCUGGAAAGUUCUGGAGCGCCCUUCAAAAUGCUUGUAUUCCAAUAAUGGAUUUGAUUGAUUGGGAACACAGUCAUCCAAACAGCAUGUAUGAUAUUUUUAGCAUUUACGGGAUCGAUGCUGCAUGGAAAUACUUUCUGAGACAUUUGAAGUCGGCAACAUCUGAUACAGGGAGGUGUAUACAUGAAGAACAUUUGCUUAUGGCUGCAGAUUGCCUUUCAGUGACUGGUGAAUUUCAUGGAUUAAGCAUCAAAGGACUUAAAAAGCAAAGAGAUCAAGCAUCCAUCUCAUCUCCAUUUACUCUAGCUUGUUUAUCUAAUCCAGGCUAUGGAUUUAUCAAUGCUGCUAAGCAGGGUUCUGUGGAUCACCUUGGCGGUACAUUAGAUGCAAUGGCUUGGGGCAAAGAAGCUCCAGUUGGGACUGGAGGACCUUUUGAAAUUAUAUAUUCGGGAAAGGUGCAUAAUCCCCAAAAGACUGAGAAUAUAUAUAAAACAUUGCUUAACUUUAAAGUUGAGAAGCCUUGGCAAGAUGACAACAAAUUAUGCAGACAUGGUGAUCGAAAUGUCUCCACCAAAUGGAAACAUAAAAGAAUUCUAUCCAAUACUGGUGCUUCUACUGGAGAAUCAAUAGACCAAUUGAUUUCUGAAGAAGCUCACACUAGGCAAGGAUGUCCAUGUGAGUAUCCUGUCAACAAAUGGGAAAGGCAAUCCAAAGGCCAUGUAGUGUCUUCCAGUGUUAGUUCUAAUUCUGAUGCAAAAAUGGGAUUCAGUACAAAAUCUGCUUUAAGAAGUGCUGGUUCAUGGGCUAAUAUCGUGGAUAUGUGUUCUAACUUGCGAACAAUUUUACAUGAGUACCCCAUAAAUGGAUACUUAAAUGAGACAGAUAAAUCAUGUCUUAUGGAGGCUUUAUCCUAUCAUCCCAAAAGAGAUGCAAAGAUGGGAACUGGAAUUCAGGGAAUUAAGAUUGGACAUAGCCCAUUGCAUCCAGGGUCACGGUGUUUUGUUUUGGUAAGGAACGAUGGAACGACAGAAGAUUUCUCAUACAGAAAAUGCAUCAUUGGUGCAGCCUACAGCAUCUCACCAGAAUUCGGAUCAAUGGUUGAAAAGAAGAUGUCCUGGAGGCGAUGAUUCAUGAGAAAUUUGUACAGAUAUUGACGGUCAUAUGGACCAAAUUUUAGGCCAUCUAUGCACUCGGGAUGCGAGCCAGAACAAUAACCGGAAGUCUUUUUUGUCCCCCCCUUGCUAAACUUGCAAGUUUUUUCUGCUGCUCAACUCAUUCAAUUAAAACUAUGGAGAAUGAUAAUGCUUUCAGUAGCUUCGUUAGCUCCCUAGCAUUCAUCCGUCAUUGUGUCUAUCCAUUUUCUUUUCAUUGUGCAAGUGUAAGAAAACAAGUUGUAUAUGCACCAAUUUUGGUAUAUAACAAAGAGAUACUGGUGCUUGGGUAAUAAUUUUGCAUAUCCAUCAUGUAAAUGUGGAAUUCCUCCAAAGCAAUUCUUUUGUGGGAAAUAAAGUAAAUUUGAUCGAUUUUGUGUCUCGUA